Molecule: messenger RNA, 702 nt
Organism: Durusdinium trenchii
Lineage: Eukaryota; Dinophyceae; Suessiales; Symbiodiniaceae
Source: the annotation of a GenBank genome assembly
AUGGGGGGCAGUUCCCGUGUGGCCAAAUCUUGGCAAGAGAUGGGUCGAGAGGCGAUCGUGCUGGAUACGGCGCACAAUGCUGCCAACGACUUGGGAACAAGCGAGGCGCAUGACACGAUUAUUCGGAUGCUUCAAGCCACAGAUCCUGAUGGAAAAGCUUUAGUGGGACUGCUUGGGGUGGAGCUCCCUUGCAAUACCUGGAGCCUUUGCAGAGGGCGUGGACGGGGCCCACCUCGGUUGAGGGAUUUGCGGCACAUUGAUGGGCUUCCUGGCUUGGUCCCCAAGAACUUGGAGAAGGUGGCCCAGGCAAACGCCCAGAUCAAGAACGCAGUGGCUUGGAUUCGUUGCAGCUGCGCGCAAGGUGUUCCCGGAUACUUGGAGAACGGGCGCCGCAGUCUGAUCUGGCAUCAUCCUUUGGUUUUGGAGCUCAUUCAGGAGGGGCUUUGCUGGGUCUCUGUCCUAGAUCAAUGUCAAUACGAGACAGAAUACAGAAAGCGCACGCUUCUUCUGGUGUGGGGGGUUCCGGAGAAUGCCUUUGACUUCCUACGAUGCCGGGCGCCGAGGGGAAUCUGCAGCCGCACUGGCCUGGCGCACCUGCACUUGGAGGGUGUUGACCAGAACGGACGUUUCAAGACCGCUGCAGCGCAGGUCUAUCCUGUGAAGAUGGCUCAGGCGAUUGCAAUGAAGUUUGCAGGGCAUUGA